Aspergillus wentii DTO 134E9 is the source of this 382-nucleotide messenger RNA. RefSeq lists its product as uncharacterized. The transcript is spliced from 2 exons. The record is from RefSeq and is a predicted model, not a curated record. Bases 85 to 297 code for a protein of 70 amino acids. NCBI's taxonomy places the organism in Eukaryota, Fungi, Ascomycota, Eurotiomycetes, Eurotiales, Aspergillaceae.
ACUUUAUUCAAUUCUAACACGUUUGCUCCUGUUAACUUAUUUUUUUUUUCUCUCUCACUGACCGCUACUCGUUAACUAAUUGACAUGGUGUGUCCACCGCCUGCACCUCCUGCAGCUGCUGUGAUUAUAGCCUUUUCAGCUGCAUCAGUGCCACGUGAAAAAAGACAUCAUCUUCCGUCCCGCCCUGGAGAUAAGAUCAAAUCCUCCACCGCCAAAGUAAAAAAAAAAAAAUUAUACGAGUCGUCGCGUGCUUGGAUUGCCUUCUUUUACCUUUCCGGCUUCAUGUCUCCCAUCUAAGGAAUAUCUUUAUCGUGUUGCUCUGCUAACCCAACAGAUAUUCCUGGGAAGAAGUUGAAAGGGGGUCCCUACACGCCGUCUAUCG